Messenger RNA from Aquila chrysaetos chrysaetos, 1129 nucleotides. RefSeq names its product phosphodiesterase 6D (gene PDE6D). Gene Ontology annotation, biological process: sensory perception of light stimulus. The transcript is spliced from 5 exons. NCBI's taxonomy places the organism in Eukaryota, Metazoa, Chordata, Aves, Accipitriformes, Accipitridae. Gene Ontology annotation, cellular component: cytoplasm. The record is from RefSeq and is a predicted model, not a curated record. Bases 126 to 578 code for a protein of 150 amino acids.
GCGAGGGAGUGAGGGGGGGGGGGUGGGGGGUCCUGAGGCGCCGCUGUCACCGCCGCCUUCCCGCCCAGGCCCGCGCAGCCAGGCCAGCCCGGCCCAGCCCCGUCCGCCCGCGGCGCGGCAGGACCAUGUCGGCCACGGACGAGCGGGCCAAGGAGAUCCUCCGGGGCUUCAAGCUAAAUUGGAUGAACCUUCGGGAUGCAGAAACAGGGAAAAUCCUCUGGCAAGGAACAGAAGAUCUGUCUGUACCUGGAGUCGAGCAUGAAGCUCGAGUUCCUAAAAAAAUCCUGAAAUGCAAAGCAGUGUCUCGGGAAUUAAACUUUUCCUCAGCAGAACAAAUGGAAAAAUUCCGACUGGAACAGAAAGUUUAUUUCAAAGGGCAGUGUCUAGAAGAAUGGUUCUUUGAAUUCGGUUUUGUGAUUCCUAACUCCACAAACACUUGGCAGUCCUUGAUAGAGGCAGCACCUGAAUCACAGAUGAUGCCAGCUAACGUUUUAACUGGUAAUGUUAUUAUAGAAACCAAAUUCUAUGAUGACGAUCUUCUCGUAAGCACUUCCAGAGUGAGACUUUUCUACGUUUGAGAUGGGGCUUUUUGGAGCUGUUUUAGUUUUCCUCCAUGCAGUUCUUGGUGCAGAACCCCCCGACUAUCCAGUGGAAGACACUACUCCUGUAGGCGGUGACCCUGGGGACCAGCUCAACGUGGGUUGUGACCUUUGCCCAUCAGUUAUUUUGCUUUCUCCUCUGACAAGACCAGACCAAACCCUCAGAGACAGGACCAUCUGCUCAGCGAUGCACUGGGGAAUAGAGGCUGUCUCUGAACAUGGGCAAACGAUGGUCAUGCAGAACCAAUACUGUAAAUUAUAUUAGUCUCGUCCUUUGUACUUCUCUGGAUCCUGGUGUAAUCUCCCUUUUCCACUCACACCAAACUCUCAAUGCGUUUCAUUUUUGGGGGAUUAAGUUAACCUUUUCAUUUUUCUCAUGUUGUAGGUUUUUAUCCUUUCACUGGAUUUCUGUGUAACUGGUCCACACAUCCUCUUACCCUGAACUUGUAAAAUAGACUGUGAUAUCACCUAAUGUAAUUAAAACAAAUUUCUCAAUUAAAACAUUCCUACCGUCCAAAGAAGCUAAGAAA